CCCGUGGGCUCCAUGACAGAAACCAUCAUAAGAGCUUCCCCACCUCUGCUGAACUCGCACAUAUGAAACCAAAACAAGUUUUGACUACAGCAUUCAAACACAUGCAAAACUUGGCUCUUGGUCUGCAUUACAAGCUGAGAUCUUGCCAUAUGCAAGAGAAAAUAUGUGGUAUGGCUAGCUACCAUCCUCUUCAUUCCCGAUCAAUGGAUUCAAUAAGCAAUCCAAAAGGCUGCACCAACUUGUCCUAUUUCAGAGGCUGUGCAGACGCCAAUGCAGACGCCGAGCCCAAAGAAAUGACAGCAUCACCAAACACAAAUUGUGGAGUUCCUCCCGUCUGCAAAAAGCUCGACGGAUUGGCAGCCUGGCUUUUCCACUCCGUGGCAGAAGCUUUCUUUGCAUCUCUUCUACGCUGCUCUUGCAUUCACAUCGACACAAAAGACGACCCUGAUGAUAUUUUCUACAUCCCUCUUAAUAGGAGCCAGGUGGAGGAGGAGGAGGAGGAUGGUGGCAUUCAAAUCUCAAUAGCAAAUGUGGUUUCUGAAAACUAUUAAUUCAGGAAGAGAUGCAUGACAUAAAUAUGUAAUUACCGUGUGUGAUUACUAGGGGCAAAUGUGCUUGUGUAAUGCACGUGCCUUGCCUCAUGCAUUGUACAAAUUGUUAUUUCUGGUUCACGUAGCCAUAUCAUAAAAUAAAAGAUUAAUUAAUAUAUAUUUUCUUAUAAUUAUAA
This is a messenger RNA of Prunus dulcis (almond), 727 nucleotides long. RefSeq lists its product as uncharacterized. Bases 63 to 551 code for a protein of 162 amino acids. NCBI's taxonomy places the organism in Eukaryota, Viridiplantae, Streptophyta, Magnoliopsida, Rosales, Rosaceae. The transcript has 2 exons. The record is from RefSeq and is a predicted model, not a curated record.